Amorphotheca resinae ATCC 22711 is the source of this 2652-nucleotide messenger RNA. RefSeq lists its product as hypothetical. Gene Ontology annotation, biological process: peptide catabolic process; proteolysis. Gene Ontology annotation, cellular component: cytoplasm. The coding region runs from base 1 to 2652 and encodes 883 amino acids. Lineage: Eukaryota; Fungi; Ascomycota; Leotiomycetes; Helotiales; Amorphothecaceae. The record is from RefSeq and is a predicted model, not a curated record. The transcript is spliced from 6 exons. Gene Ontology annotation, molecular function: metalloaminopeptidase activity; zinc ion binding; peptide binding.
AUGGCUUCUUCAAGCUUGGACCGAGACAUCCUUCCGGACACUGUCAAACCCAUCAAUUAUGAUCUCUCCAUCUACGAUCUUGAACUUGGUGGCGCCUUCAGCUACCAAGGGAGCGUCUCCAUCCUCUCAAAGAUCACCAGGAGCACGAGGGAUAUCACCUUGAAUGCCCAUCAGCUCAAACUUCACAGUGCUGAAGUGUUUGUGGAACAGGCAAAGACUCAACUGCACUUCGAAUCUACUGGCAUCUCUUAUGACGUCCCCAGACAACGUGUCACCAUCUCGUUUCCAGAUGACCUGCCCGCGUCUGACAAGGCUCUUAUUGUGAUCAAAUUCCAGGGCACUAUCAACAAUGACAUGGCAGGCUUCUACCGGUCAAAGUAUAAGCCCUCUGUCCCACCAGCAGCAUCUGUUCCUAUGGAUGGUGAGCAUCACGUGAUGUUUUCCACCCAGUUUGAAAGUUGUGAUGCUCGAAGGGCCUUCCCAUGUUUCGAUGAGCCAAACUUGAAGGCAACUUUUGAUUUCAAGAUUGAACUGCCAACCGAUCAAGUCGCGUUGAGCAACAUGCCAGAGAAGAGCGUCACUAAGACCAAGGAUGGCUUCCACCUGGUUUCGUUUGAGCGGACACCAAUUAUGAGCACAUAUCUGCUAGCAUGGGCAGUCGGCGACUUUGAAUAUAUCGAAGACUUCACUAAACGCAAAUACAACGGCAAACCUCUUCCUGUCCGCGUGUAUACUACGAGAGGCUUGAAGAGCCAGGCUCAAUACGCACUUGAACAUGCUCCUCAGGUCAUCGACUUCUUUUCGGAGAUCUUCGACAUUGACUACCCGCUACCAAAGUCGGAUUUGCUUGCUGUCCAUGAAUUUUCACACGGAGCUAUGGAAAAUUGGGGACUUGUCACGUACAGAACGACAGCCGUUCUUUUCGACGAGAAAACGUCGGACGUAAAAUACAAAAACAGAAUCGCAUAUGUAGUUGCCCACGAGCUCGCCCACCAAUGGUUUGGCAAUCUUGUUACUAUGGAUUGGUGGAACGAGUUGUGGCUUAAUGAAGGGUUUGCGACCUGGGUUGGUUGGCUAGCGACAGAUAAAUUUCACCCUGACUGGAACGUCUGGCCGCAAUUCGUAUCUGAGGGGAUGCAAACUGCAUUCACUCUUGACUCACUUCGAAGCUCUCAUCCAAUUGAGGUACCUGUCAAGGACGCUCUUGAUGUUGACCAGAUCUUCGAUGCUGUCAGCUACCUUAAAGGCAGCUCCGUCAUUCGGAUGUUGGCUGCACACCUUGGGCGAGAGACGUUUCUCAAAGGUGUUUCCAACUACCUCAAGGGCCACGCUUAUGGAAAUGCCACGACAAAAGAUUUAUGGUCAGCUCUUAGUCAGGCUUCAGGCCAGGAUGUCAAUGCAUUGAUGGAACCUUGGAUUCGAAAGAUCGGCUUCCCAGUCCUUACAGUUGGUGAAGAGCCGGGUCAGAUUGGUGUCAAGCAAUCACGUUAUCUAUCUACAGGUGAUGUCAAAGCCGAGGACGACACCACUACUUGGUGGGUGCCACUAGGCCUCCGAGGCAAAACUGGCGUUAAAGAAAUCGCUCCUAUCGCCUUGACGAAGAAGGAGGAUAUUGUCAGGGACAUUGAUGAUUCCUUCUACAAGCUAAAUGCAGAUAACUCUGGCUUUUACCGCGUCAACUAUCCACCGCCAAGACUUGCCAAGCUAGGCUCUCAGAUGGAUCGGCUUACAAUAUCUGACAAGAUUGGUUUGAUCGGUGAUGCUGGUGCGUUGGCAGUAUCAGGGGAAGCUUCGACUCCGGGAUUGUUAUCACUUGUUCAAGGCUCUUCGUCUGAGUCAAACUACCUUGUUUGGUCACAGAUUCUUGGGUCACUUGGCACCGUCAAAUCAGUAUUCUCUGAUGACGCUGAAAUCUCAGAUGGCCUAAAGAGGUUCACCCUCAAACUGGUCAGCCCAGCUGUGCAAAAGAUAGGCUGGGAAUCUGCACCGAACGAGGAUUUCCUUACCUCCCAGCUCCGUGCUCUGCUCAUUCUCACUGCAGGCAUAAAUGGCCAUAAUGAAGUUAUUGCCGAAGCUCAGCGCCGCUUCAGACUAUACAUCAGCGGUGAAGACAAAUCUGCUGUUCACCCCAACCUCCGUGCAGCUAUAUUUGGAAUAUCGAUUCGCCAUGGAAAUGCCGCAGAUUACUCGGCUCUUAAGAAAGAAUGGCAGACUACGACCUCCGUUGACGGCAAAGAAAUCAUUCUCCGUGCACUAGCACGUCUUCAGACUCCUGACCUCUUGUCCGAUUAUCUAACGUUCCUUUUCACUGAUGUCGCUACACAAGAUAUCCAUACAGGCGCUAUGGGUCUAGCUGCCAAUCCUGUGACCCGACGAGACCUGUGGCUCUACAUCCAGAACAAUUUCGACGCCAUCCGAGCUCGGUUAGGCAAGAACAUGGUGGUGCUCGAUCGCUUCCUCCGGCUCAGCUUGCAGAAAUUUGCUGAUCGAGAGACCGAGAAAGAGAUUGCUAAGUUCUUCGAGGGCAAGGACAACAGGGGCUACGAUCGGACUUUGAACAUCGUAAGUGAUACCGUACUGGGCAGGGCUGCAUACAAGGAGAGGGAUGCGUCAGUUCUCUUGGAAUGGCUGAAGACAAAUGGCUAUGCUUGA